This is a messenger RNA of Phaeoacremonium minimum UCRPA7, 888 nucleotides long. RefSeq names its product putative endosomal peripheral membrane protein. The transcript has 2 exons. NCBI's taxonomy places the organism in Eukaryota, Fungi, Ascomycota, Sordariomycetes, Togniniales, Togniniaceae. The record is from RefSeq and is a predicted model, not a curated record. Bases 1 to 888 code for a protein of 295 amino acids.
AUGCAGGAAGCUACGCCGGGCUCAUAUGCCAGCGAUAUUGAAUAUGUGACUCCACUCCAGGGACGAAUAUUGGAGGUCUUCAAACUCAUUCGCACCGAUAUCCAUGGUGUUCCGUCUGCAAUGAUCACUCAAGUCGCGGACUUUGUUUCCCUGGCCUUCAGCGACGAAAGGCUUGCUCAGAGCAGCUCAGUCAAACGGACAUACAUUGCCAUGUCUAAAGAGAGCAUGGGCAUUCUGCAGUACCAUAUACUGAGCAACGCUUCUGACUCUGAUAUAUAUGCAACAGGCGCAUUCUCCGCUGCCUUAUCUGCCCUGUCAAAGCCAAUGAUGCUAAAGUAUAGCUUUCCGAUUACAACCAAAUCGGAACCGCCAUGGAGGGUGGCGACAACUUCAGCACUCGCUGCCUUGGAGGCGGCCCUUCCUCAAUUGGGUGCAGCCAAUGUAUCUCAAAACACAUUCCAGGAUAUCUGGCAGAUCAUUGUUAAUAUUGCCAACGGGAUCAUCAGCGCGGAUUAUGACAAGGCGACGACAGAGGUCGACAUCCUUGCUGAUCAGGACUUCGACAUCAACUCUUUUCGAAAGCUUCGAGAUCUCAUCAUUCCUUCGCUAGGUGCUGAUGUCAUCCCGGACAAAACUCGGAAGGCAUAUGCUGAAGGGCUCUUCCGGACAUCUAUCAUACAUGCGCCAGCCCCGGCCGAAGCCGCAGUCAUCUACGGAAGCAAGUCUAACGGCAACGAAGGUGUUGGUCUGAGCAACUUCUUCAAGCCGCGUAAUGGCAGGACCAUUGAUCCUCCUCCUACUAGAAGACAGAAGAUGAGUUAUCCCUUACAUCAAAUUCUCAACCAAAAUCUGACGCAGAAACAGCACAUGCACUUCACGUUCGCCUAG